Messenger RNA from Pyricularia pennisetigena, 273 nucleotides. RefSeq lists its product as uncharacterized. The record is from RefSeq and is a predicted model, not a curated record. Bases 1 to 273 code for a protein of 90 amino acids. Lineage: Eukaryota; Fungi; Ascomycota; Sordariomycetes; Magnaporthales; Pyriculariaceae. The transcript is spliced from 3 exons.
AUGCCCAUCACGAAGCCCACGUUCGCACUCCUCCUCGUCGCCAUGCAGGCCAUAAGCGUCGCAGCUGCCGGCCCGGCCGAUCUCCCCAUGGGAGUCGAGGUCCGCCAAGAGCACGGCAGCCUCGUCGUGCGCGAAGUGUCCGUCGAGGGCACCGGCCUCGAAAAGCGAUGCCGCGAGUGCGUCCACGUCGGAAACAGGUGCACCAUCGGCCACGGCAGCUGCUACGCCAAGGAAAAGGCCUCGUGCACCUGGUCGAGGGAUGGCUUGUCGUAA